AAUCCAGUCAGGGUUGGAACCAUGGCGGUGGCCAAGGAGCUCUUACAGAUGGACCUGUACGCGUUAUUAGGUAUCGAGGAGGAGGCGACGGACAAAGAGAUGAAGAAGGCAUAUAGGCAGAAGGCCCUCUCCUGCCACCCAGACAAAAAUCCGGAUAAUCCCAAAGCAGCUGAACUCUUCCAUCAGCUUUCUCAGGCCUUGGAGGUACUGACCGAUGCUGCCGCCAGGGCUGCAUAUGACAAGGUCAGGAAAGCCAAGAAGCAGGCAGCAGAGAGGACCCAGAAACUUGAUGAGAGAAGGAAGAAAGUGAAGCUUGACCUGGAGGCCCGGGAGCGGCAGGCCCAGGCCCACGGCAGCGACGAGGAGGAGAAGGAGGAGAGCCGGAGCACCGGGACACUAGAGCAAGAGAUCAGACGCCUGCGAGAAGAGGGUUCCCGGCAGCUGGAGGAGCAGCAGAGGGUGAUCCAGGAGCAGAUACGCCAGGAACGGGAACAGAGGUUGAGAGGAAUGGCAGAAAAUCCUGAAAGCAAAGGAACCCCCAAGCUAAAGGUGAGCCCUGCGGAUCUACAGGCCACCUCACACCAUCUCCUCUCAGCAGAACAGAUGAUUCCAUGGGCACAGCUCAAGUGGAAGAGCAAGAAGGAGGCCAAGUCACAAGGCGGCUAUUCCAGAGAUGUCCUCCUGCGGCUUUUUCAAAAGUACGGAGAGGUGCUCAACCUGGUACUGUCCAGUAAGAAGGCAGGCACCGCCGUGGUGGAGUUUGCAACCAUCAAGGCUGCGGAGCUGGCUGUCCAGAAUGAAGUGGGCCUAGUCGAUAACCCUCUGAAGAUUUCCUGGUUGGAGGGACGGCCCCAGAGCACAAUGGGCCCUAACCACCCAGGACUGUCCCAGGUCUCCCACUUUCCUCUCCAGCCUGGAUUGGACCACUUUUGCCCAGACCUGUCCUGUAACCUCGUUCUGUUGACGGUGGCUUCAGAGGGAGCUGGCGCAGGGCACCCAUCUGUCAUGCCCAGUCUGCGCGUCCUCCACUCCCGGACUCACCCCUUAUGCCGCCCUCCCUCUCUGCUGGCCUCUGCCUGGUCCCUGUGGUUGCAGGCAUUGCCUCCCUUUCCCAGCCUAGCUAGCUGCCUUCAGGGCUCCUGCCAGCAGGUGCCCCCCUCACAUUUCCAGCUUGCCUCUGUACCUCUGUCCUCCACUCUGGGGUGACUCAGAGAACUGUUCAGGACCCAGAGGGAAGACAGGGACCUGGAUUCCUAUCCUUACCUUAAUCCACGACUGUCCCCUCUUCUGGGUCCCCAGGCUUCUGGCUCUUUCACCCACCUCUGCCCACCCUUCCCCCAUUCAGAAGCUGGGCUCACUGGGAAAUUGCUCCCUCAGCAUCUGUAGAACUUCCUCAAGAAGUGAAAUCCCGAGGUCCACUUUGAAGGAGAAGAAGGGAUCACUGAGGUCCGGAGCAGGUGUCCUCUGGAAGGGGGGCGUGUCCAAAAGGUCCUCAUCGGAGUAUUGGUGGAGGGCGUCCGCCAGGGAGAGCGCGGAGGGCAGGGUGGCAGAGUAGGUUGCGGUGUAGGUGGAUGGGG
Messenger RNA from Eubalaena glacialis (North Atlantic right whale), 1577 nucleotides. RefSeq names its product DnaJ heat shock protein family (Hsp40) member C17 (gene DNAJC17). Bases 22 to 1206 code for a protein of 394 amino acids. Gene Ontology annotation, biological process: spliceosomal complex disassembly. The transcript is spliced from 11 exons. The record is from RefSeq and is a predicted model, not a curated record. NCBI's taxonomy places the organism in Eukaryota, Metazoa, Chordata, Mammalia, Artiodactyla, Balaenidae. Gene Ontology annotation, cellular component: spliceosomal complex. Gene Ontology annotation, molecular function: RNA binding.